Ilyonectria robusta is the source of this 936-nucleotide messenger RNA. RefSeq lists its product as uncharacterized. The record is from RefSeq and is a predicted model, not a curated record. The coding region runs from base 1 to 936 and encodes 311 amino acids. The transcript has 6 exons. Lineage: Eukaryota; Fungi; Ascomycota; Sordariomycetes; Hypocreales; Nectriaceae.
AUGGACACAGCUCCACUUCUCACGGCCAUCGGGGGCCUUCCCGGGCCAAACAUCUUGCAGGACCAUCCUGCUUUCUUGCGAGCCUGCCAUUCGCCAUGGCGUUUCAUCCCCCAAAACAUCCUCGUCAUCCUUCGAGGCAUUGUUCUCGCCUUCAUCGUGGCCACCGGCGUCAUGGUCACCCACUACAAGCUCAGCGAAGAGUCGGAACUCACCAACUGGCGACACUUUUUCGACUUUUCCAUCGUCAGCUUCAUCAUGGUGUUCCUGUACCAUCUCAUCACCUUUUCCUGGACCUUCACCCACCUGUACUACCCUCAUCGAGAAGACUGUGUGGGCGGCAUCGAGUCAUGGAUUGUUGCGGCCAUGUCCCUUCCCCGCAACAUGGCUAGCCUUCGGAAACAGUUCUACUUCACCAUGUUCUACACCGCCACUGUCGUUGCAUGCUUCAUGAAUUCAACCAUCUACUGGCUCAUUACUCGUCAACGUGACAUUAUUUUAUGGCCGUACUCGUCUCAUUCGCUGACCGCUUUUACAGUCAGCGACCUGUUUGGUGAGGGGUGGUUCAACGCAUUUGUAAUCGUGGCUCUGUAUGGAAUCACAUCGGCGAUCAUGGCAACUGAGGUGUUUUGGCUCAACAGCAUCAAGCGCCCCAUCGCAAUCGGCUCUCACAUCCUCGGGCUUCUCUUCCUCUCUGGUCUUUAUCUGGGUUGGGCUGCCAUUGGCAAGAUCGUCACAGACUGGUACCCAUUCUUCUGGCUCGAUGAGGACGAAGUUGGCUCCCAAGAGGCCGUGACCGCCUACUGCAUUGGGUUUGUUCUCUUGGCGCCCAUGAUGUACACUCUGAUGCAAGGAUUCGUCGGCAUUCGCGAGGGCCUCACCCGAUCGCUGGCGGAGGCGCGCGCAGUCGCCGCCGCCGAGGAGGCCCUGGAUGAUUGA